This is a messenger RNA of Alosa sapidissima (American shad), 2788 nucleotides long. Its product is annotated as inner ear-specific collagen-like. Gene Ontology annotation, molecular function: protein binding. The record is from RefSeq and is a predicted model, not a curated record. The coding region runs from base 192 to 1868 and encodes 558 amino acids. NCBI's taxonomy places the organism in Eukaryota, Metazoa, Chordata, Actinopteri, Clupeiformes, Clupeidae. The transcript has 6 exons.
AUAAAACCAGGAGGUCAGAGGACAGCAACCCCCUCAUCCACCCUCCAUCCUGAUUUAGUCUGUCUCCCUCCAUCCUGAUUUAGUCUGUCUCCUUCUAUCCUGAUUUAGUCUGUCUCCUUCUAUCCUGAUUUAGUGGAGCUUAUAAAUUCAUCAAUGAUUUUGUCCUGUGCUUCACUUCACAUUUCAUCUCGAUGAUGGCUCACAGCUCCAUUGCGACAAGGAUGUGGGCUUUGUUCGGACUCUUCUCUUUGCUCCCCGUCUCUUCAGGGAUGAUAUACAGACUUCCAGAUGUUCCGUCUCCUCCACCUAUCGGCUCUCCAGAAGGACCCGUUCCUCGGGGACAUUCGUCACCCGGUAACUUUUUUAUGCCACCCGAUGCCUACCCAAUGCCAUCCGACAGUGAUUCCAUGACCAUGGAUGACUACACGAUGGAUUCUAGUGGCUUCCCCAUGCAACCAUUUGAUGGUGACCCAAUGGCAUGGGAGGGCCAAGCCAAGCAGUCAGGUGGCUACCCCAUGCCAAUGGACCCAAUGCCAUUUGACCCCAUGCCAAUCGAGCCUGGCCACCACACUCCACCAAGGUGGAACAUGACCAAGGACAGCCGAGCAGGUAACCUGACACUGGACGGGGCGCCGUUGGGGCCGGACACAUCCUACUGUGAGAUGCUCCUGGAGGCGCCAGUGCCUGCAUCUAUGAACGAGGUCCCCUGGUUCUGCAUGUGUACACUGUGCAAGGGCAACAACAUGGGCCCCAAAGGCGACAGGGGAGACAGGGGUCUACCAGGGCCACCUGGAAGUCCGGGGAGACGAGGCUUGACUGGGUUCAGAGGUCGACCAGGAUUUGUUGGUCGUCAGGGACCAAAAGGUCAGAAAGGAGAUGAGGGCAUGAAAGGAGAGAAGGGAGACGUGGGAUUCACUGGCAGCAAAGGAUCUCAAGGCUUCAAGGGUGAUAAGGGCGACCAAGGGUCAGAUGGCCCUCCGGGUGCACAAGGGCCUCAGGGUGACACAGGCGUCUGUCCAGCAAGCUGCGAUUCCAUCCCAGGCCCACCGGGAGAGGCGGGACUUCCCGGCAGCGUAGGGGCCAGGGGCCUUCCUGGGAUGGCGGGCCCACAGGGUCUAAAAGGACUGAAGGGGGACCCAGGUGACGCGGGGCUGCCAGGGGUCCCCGGGGCUGAGGGGCUUAAGGGAGACCAGGGGGCGAAGGGUGAGUGCAACUGCACAGACGGGGCAGACGGAGCUGAUGGACUGCCUGGUACGGCCGGGACCAAGGGUGACAAGGGCACGAUGGGUCCUCCAGGUGUCUCAGGGAGCGAUGGCAAGAAGGGGGAUAAGGGUGACAUUGGCAUGACCGGAGUGCCCGGUCCGUGCACGCCAGUCUUCCGAUCAGCUUUCUCAGCAGCUCUGAUCAGAAACUACCCACCACCUGACAUGCCGGUGGUCUUCGCCCAGGUCAUCUACAACUACCCAGGGAAUUACGACCCCACAGUGGGGAUCUACAUAGCUCCCACAAAUGGCACCUAUGUCUUCAGCUACAACCUGCAGGUCUUUGGCAAAGUGCUGAAGGUCGGUCUCUUCCAUAACUUCCGGCCUAUUGUGAAGUCCACCGAACCCACUGACUUGGGCACUGCCGCUCAGCAGGUGAUGCUACACCUGACUUCGGGAGAUAUGGUGUGGCUGCAAGUCAAGGACAUAAACACCAAUGGCAUGUACUCAAGCUCAGAGUCCAGCAGCACCUUCUCCGGCUUCCUGCUCUAUCCCGAUUCAUGCGAGCUGCCACUCUUCAGAGAGUUUAUGCCACUAAUCAAAGGGACCUACUCAUGGGGAGAGUUGGAAGUCCCGACCACCCCUAUGCCCACCCCAAUCCCCUAGACACACAACCAAACAUCACCAUCAUAUACCAGCCUGUACAAUGCCAUGUAGAAAUACAAGCAGACCUGACCAAAUAAUAUGUUGUUAGACUGCUCAGAUAAAUAAUAUUAUUUUACAGGCCAUUUAAAGGUGUGUUAAAAAUCACCACAAAUCUCAUUACAAUUAGAUAAUUGUCAUAUAAAUAUCUUACAUUUGUUUCAUGCAAUUAAUGUGAUAUGCUUCAACUGAACAUGAAAAACAGAACUGCACAGUUCACCACACAACACAACAUCACACAACACCAGUCCACUCCACAGCACCUGCAAACUGACAACCCAGCACAUCAACUCUAUAGGCUUCUGUCUACUGACUGAUCUACAAUUUGAUACCUGUGUAGACCUUACAUCUUAGACCAAAAAUCCAGAUCCACUCUUUUAAUAAAUAAGUGCAUUACAGAGAGGCUUACAAUAGAAGGGCAUUUUACUACCCUUGUGUUGAUUAGUGGAGUUUGGCUACCCAUAGCACCUAGCAGUGCUGUUCCAAAUGAAGCAGAAUGUGUUUGAUUUGGACAUGCUAUGUAUAAUCCUCUGAGUGACCUCUUACUCCAGUAAUGUCCUUUCAGAACUGAGGGUGGUAGAAUUGUGUUCUUAAUGUAGAACAUAAUGUGUAAUGUAUCACAACAGUACAUUAAAGCAGUAAGUUGCAGUUGUGAUAUCGUGAAGAAAUUGGAAAGGAAAGUUUGGCUUUCACUUUGAAGUUUGGUCAAAUUAAAUAUUAGAAUGCAAGUUUAAAUACAUGAGAAAAUUUGCAGUGUACAGUCUGGAGGAAGUGGAAGAGGAAGUCUGUGUGGAAAGUGAGAAUGAAAGAAACAAAUGAAAUUGAAAUGUACUGUACAGUAGUUUCUUUUGUUUUGUUUUACUAUUGUGCCAUUGUGUAUAGAG